AUGGAUGGGGUGCUGGAGUACCCCCAGGCUGCGCCCCAUCAACACUGUCCCAUCAAAGUACCCCCAGCCUCCCUGGGGGGCCCCUUGGCCCUGUCCUGCUGCAUGGAGGGGGGUGGCAGGUGCAUCAAGGCCCCCCAGGUUACUGGAGUCAAAGUUCAGCUGGAGAUGGCCAUGCUGUGGCGGCAGUUUGACCAGCUGGGUACGGAGAUGAUCGUCACCAAAGCCGGGAGGAGGAUGUUCCCCACAUUCCAGGUACAGAUUUCGGGAAUGGACCCCAUGGCAGAGUAUGUCCUGCUGAUGGACUUUAUCCCUGUGGAUGACAAACGAUACAGGUACGCCUUCCACAGCUCGUCCUGGCUGGUGGCAGGGCGGGCAGAUGCGGCAGCCCCUGGGAGGGUGCACUUCCACCCCGACUCCCCAGCACGCGGUGCACAGUGGAUGAAGCAGACCGUCUCCUUCGAUCGGCUCAAACUCACCAACAACCUGCUGGACGACAAUGGACAUAUCAUCCUGAACUCCAUGCACCGGUACCAGCCGCGUUUCCACGUGGUGUUUGUGGACCCGCGCCGGGACAGCCAGCGCUACGCCCACCACAACUUCACCACCUUCUUCUUCCCUGAGACCCGCUUCACUGCCGUCACUGCGUACCAGAACCACAGGAUCACCCAGCUGAAGAUUGCCAGUAACCCCUUCGCGAAAGGCUUCCGGACACCAGGCCCAGAUGACUGGUAG
Anguilla rostrata (American eel) is the source of this 732-nucleotide messenger RNA. Its product is annotated as T-box transcription factor TBX1. The record is from RefSeq and is a predicted model, not a curated record. Bases 1 to 732 code for a protein of 243 amino acids. NCBI's taxonomy places the organism in Eukaryota, Metazoa, Chordata, Actinopteri, Anguilliformes, Anguillidae. Gene Ontology annotation, biological process: regulation of transcription by RNA polymerase II; cell fate specification; positive regulation of DNA-templated transcription. Gene Ontology annotation, cellular component: nucleus. Gene Ontology annotation, molecular function: DNA-binding transcription factor activity, RNA polymerase II-specific; RNA polymerase II cis-regulatory region sequence-specific DNA binding. The transcript is spliced from 6 exons.